This is a messenger RNA of Pochonia chlamydosporia 170, 819 nucleotides long. Its product is annotated as 3,2-trans-enoyl-CoA isomerase. Gene Ontology annotation, biological process: fatty acid beta-oxidation. Gene Ontology annotation, cellular component: peroxisomal matrix. NCBI's taxonomy places the organism in Eukaryota, Fungi, Ascomycota, Sordariomycetes, Hypocreales, Clavicipitaceae. The transcript has 2 exons. The record is from RefSeq and is a predicted model, not a curated record. Bases 1 to 819 code for a protein of 272 amino acids.
AUGGCCAGCGAAUCCGUCAUCAGCGUCGAAUACCGCGGCCGCGUCGCCGUCCUAACAAUCAACAACGAAAAGAAGCUCAACGCCCUCUCACAACCGCAAUACUACGAACUCGCCACCAAACUAAACGAAGUAGCCGCCCACGACGAAGUCUUCAUCACCGUCCUCACCGGCAAAGGCCGCUUCUUCUCCGCAGGCGCAGACGUCUCCAUCGCCCGCGAAGCACCCUCCUCCCCCUCCGAAGCCCACAAGCUCUGGCUCCAGACCUUUGUCGCCUUCAACCUCAACAUCACGCACAUAUUCGCCAACCACCCCAAGAUCCUGGUCGUCGGGCUCAACGGCCCCGUGGUAGGCCUGUCCGCCGCGCUCGUCGGCUGGGCCGACUUCAUCUACUGCACGCCGCACACGUUCCUCCUCACGCCCUUCUCGUCGCUGGGUUUGGUCGCAGAGGGUGGUGCGUCGCGCGCACUGGCGGCACGGCUGGGUCCCGCGCGCGCAAACGAGGCGCUCAUCAUGAGUAAGCGGAUUGGGAGCGAGGAGCUGCUGCGGUGCGGGUUUGUGAAUGAGGUGUUUGACUUUGGGAAGGGGGAGGACGAGGCGUUUAGGAGGAGGGUGCUGGAGGAGGUGGAUGAGCGGCUGGGGGAGCAUUUGAACGGCGAGAGUUUGGUGGGCAUUAAGAAGUUGCUAAGGAGGCCGGAGGUGGAGGCGAAUAAUGCGCAGAAUGUGCAGGAGGUGUUUGCUGGGUUGGAGAGGUUUGUGAGGGGGAUUCCGCAGGAGGAGUUUCGGAAGUUGGCGAGCGGGGAGAAGAGGCAUAAGCUUUAG